This is a messenger RNA of Beta vulgaris subsp. vulgaris (sugar beet), 494 nucleotides long. RefSeq names its product histone H4. Gene Ontology annotation, cellular component: nucleosome. Gene Ontology annotation, molecular function: DNA binding; structural constituent of chromatin; protein heterodimerization activity. Gene Ontology annotation, biological process: nucleosome assembly. The transcript has a single exon. The coding region runs from base 107 to 418 and encodes 103 amino acids. NCBI's taxonomy places the organism in Eukaryota, Viridiplantae, Streptophyta, Magnoliopsida, Caryophyllales, Amaranthaceae. The record is from RefSeq and is a predicted model, not a curated record.
ACACAUUUUCCCACCUACAAAUACAAUCAGCAGCAAGCCAGCAAUUAAGCAAACAAUACUAGUCCUAAAAAAAAAAAAACCUUGAAAGUCAAAGGAGAGAGAAAAAAUGUCAGGAAGAGGAAAGGGAGGAAAAGGGUUAGGAAAGGGAGGAGCAAAGAGGCAUAGGAAGGUUUUGAGAGAUAACAUUCAGGGUAUCACUAAGCCUGCAAUUCGUCGAUUGGCUCGACGAGGCGGUGUUAAAAGGAUAAGUGGUCUUAUCUAUGAAGAAACUCGUGGUGUUCUUAAGAUCUUUUUGGAGAAUGUUAUUAGAGAUGCAGUUACUUACACUGAGCAUGCUCGUCGUAAAACUGUUACUGCCAUGGAUGUUGUUUAUGCUUUAAAGAGACAGGGUCGUACUCUUUAUGGUUUUGGGGGUUAGAUUUUGUUUGCUGUUUUUCAAUUCCAAUGUAAUUGCAAAUUAGAUGGUUUAUAUGAAAUGGAUGCGUUUUUAAAUA